AUGGUGCCAGUCGUCACAGAACAGACAUCCUGGUGGAGCGGCACGUCCUGGUUUGAGGGCGGCGGCAUCGCGGCGCCGCCAGGAUCCCCCACCACCGCCCACGUGGAGCUGCCUGCUGCAGCGGCGGCGGUCCAGCCAACCGAUGGUGGGAUGGUGGCGGUGGGAGGAGCCAAGGCGCAGUCCCGCUUCAAUGGCAAGACCGCCAUCCCCCUCGGCUCGUGCGUGCCCCUGAGCAGCGCUGCCCUCGCGCCGCCCGCCAGCGUGCCGCAGCAGCAGCGGCCCCAGCAGCCAGCCAGCACAACGCUCAGCCUGCCAGCCGCUCCAGCUGCGAGGCACGGAGCGUGGGGCCGGCAGGCGGUGGGGCACACCAUCGAUGGCAGCGUGCCCGCCUCGGCGUCUGGCGGCGUGCUGAUGGGCGAGCACGUGUCCCGCUGGCGGUACGACUGGCACCACCACUCAUGGGUGCUCAAGGGCGCGCAGGCAGCCGAUGCCACCCAGCUCCUGCCCGGCGGCAGCACCGAGAAACACCAGCUGGCUGCACGGCGGUGGGGCGAGGGGCGGGACGCCCUGGGCGCCGCUGCCUCCCGCCAGCAGCCGGCAGGCGGCGCGGGCCUGGCGCCAGCGGUGGCCGCCGCCGCCGCAGCCGCCGCCGCCUCGCCGGCUGCUGCCCCGGCCAAGCGUCCCCGCCUGCGUGCCGCCCUGCUGAGCGGGGACCCAUCUGACGCCGGCUUUGAGGCGGUGGGCGGCCUGCAGCGGCAGAAGGAGGCGCUGAUGGCGGCGGUGGCGUACCCGCUGGCACACCCGCGCCUGUUCUCGGCGCUGGGCGCCAGCGCGGCGCGCGGCGUGCUGCUGCACGGGCCCCCGGGCUCCGGCAAGACGCACCUGGUGCGUGCACUGGCGGCGGAGGCACGCCUGCCGCUCGUGGUGCUCAACGGCGGCGAGGCGGUGGGGGAGGAUGCGGAGCAGAAGCUGCGCCGCGCCUUCAGCGCAGCCAAGUCCCAGCAGCCGUGCAUCCUGUUUCUUGACGAAGCCGACGCGCUGGCGCCCUGCCGACAGCGCAGCGCCUCGGAGCACGAGCGCGCAGCCACCGCGCGCCUGCUGGCGGCGGUGGAUGAGCUGAGGGGCGGCAGGUGCCGCGUGGCGCUGGUGGCGGCCACCAGCCGCAGGCAGGCGCUGGAUGCAGCGCUGCGGCGGGCGGGCAGGCUGGACUCGGAGGUGGCUCUGGGCGCGCUGGACGCGGCGGAGCGGCUGGCGGUGCUGCGCUGCUGCUGCGCCCAGGUGCCGCUGGACGCGGGGGUGGCGCUGGGCGCGCUGGCGGCGCGCCUGCGCGGCUACGUGGCGGCCGACGUGGCGGCGGUGUGCGCAGAGGCGGCGAUGGUGUGCGCCGUGGAGGCGGUACGGGGCGCAGAGGUGGCGGGACGGCUGGCCGCCGUGGAGCGGCCGGAGUUCCUGGCGGGCCUACGGGUCACGGCGGCGCACUUUGACGGCGCGGUGCGGCGGGCGGGGCCCGCGGUGCUGCGGGGUCUGGCCCCAGAGGUGCCCGACACGCGGUUUGAGGAUGUGGGGGGGCUGCAGGAGGUCAAGGAGGCGCUGCGGGAGCUGGUGGAGCUGCCCCUGAGCCACGGCGCACUGCUCAGGGCGUACGGCCUGCCGCCGCCGCGCGGCGCGCUGCUCUACGGCCCCCCCGGCUGCGGCAAGACGCUGCUGGCGCAGGCAGCGGCCUCCCGCUGCGGCGCCAACUUCCUGUCCGUGCGCGGCCCCGAGCUGCUGCAGAAGUGGCUGGGCGAGUCGGAGGCCGCGGUGCGGUCGCUGUUUGAGACCGCCAGGCAGGCCGCCCCCUGCCUCAUCUUCUUCGACGAAAUCGACUCGAUCGCGGGGCGGCGUGGCGGCGGCGGCGGCGGGGCGGCGGCAGGCGAGGCGGCUGCCGCCCGCGUGCUGAACCAGCUGCUGGUGGAGCUGGAUGGGCUGGCAGACCGCGGCGGCGUGUUCCUGCUGGCCGCCACCAACCGGCCCGAGGCUCUGGACCCCGCCCUGCUGCGCCCCGGCCGCCUCGACCGCCUGCUGCGCGUGCCGCUACCCGACGCCGCCGCCCGCGCCUCCAUCCUGGCGUCCCGCCUGGCGCGCUGCCCGCUGGGCGCUGACGUGGACCUGGCUGAGCUGGCGGGGGAGGCCACGCGCGGCAUGAGCGGCGCUGACCUGGCGGAGGUGUGCCGCCGAGCGGGCACAGCAGCCAUCCGGGAGCUGGUGGCGGCGGAGCGCAGCUGGGCGCAGCAGCAGGAGGCGGCAGCGGGCGGCGCCGCGGCGCAGCCCCCGCCGCAGGCGCCGCCGCUGCGGCAGCGCCAUUUGGUGGAGGCGCUGGCGGGCAUGCGGCGGUCGGUGUCGGCGGGGGAGUCGGAGAGGCACGCCCGCAUCGAGCGGCGCCUGCGGGAGGGCAGCCUGACGGAGGAGGAGGCGCAGGAGGAGGGGCCGGGCGGCGGCGGCGGCCAGCAGCGGGAGCGGCAGGCGGUGCUGCGCCGCGUGAUGCAGCAGGCGGUGCAGGGCGGCGUGCAGCGGCAGGUGGGCGCGCUGCAGGAGCGGGUGCGCCAGCUGGAGGCGGCGCUGAGGGGUGCGGGCCUGGCGGUGCCGCCACCCCCCGCCGCUCCCUGA
Molecule: messenger RNA, 2646 nt
Organism: Chlorella variabilis
Lineage: Eukaryota; Viridiplantae; Chlorophyta; Trebouxiophyceae; Chlorellales; Chlorellaceae
Exons: 8
Coding region: 1-2646 (881 amino acids)
Molecular function (GO): ATP hydrolysis activity; ATP binding
Source: RefSeq, a predicted model, not a curated record